CUUCCAAAAGAAAACCUCCGAAUCCACAAAACCUCGCGAGCCAGACUGCCAGGGCCAGGAAGCAUUUCCGUCCAUCUCCAAACAUCUCCUGUGCUCGUUGCCUUCUUGUUGCCUGCCUCUCAUUCUCUAUCUCCUGUGUUGAGUGGAAGGAACAAACCUUAGAAUAGAAGAGAGGGCAAGAAGGGGAGGCUGAUUUCGUGGCGGAAUCAUGGUUUUGAAUUCGUUUUCAAAUCUGCUAGAUAUAUGUAGUGAAGAUGUAUUUGACUUCCAACAACCUCUUAGAUCUCUUCCUUGUGCGGUGACUUCUCCUGGCAUCAGAUCUGACCCUGAUUGGGAAAGUAGUAAUGGUAGCAAUUUAAUUGGUUCUGCGCCUCCUUGUUUGACGAGAAAGAUUGUUGUUGCAAACUUCCUACCUCUGAACUGUACGAAAGAUGAAGCUACCAGAGAGUGGUCCUUUGCAGUGGAUGAUAAUCAACUUCUUGUUCAACUUAAAGAUGGCUUUCCAAUUGAUAGUGAAGUUAUUUAUGUGGGUAGUUUGAAUGUUCAAGUAGAUCCCAGUGAGCAAGAUCAAGUUUCUCAGAAGCUCUUCAAGGAACACAAAUGCAUACCUACUUUUCUCCCAGCUGACCUCCAGCAGCAGUUCUAUCACAGCUUCUGCAAACAGCACUUAUGGCCACUUUUCCAUUAUAUGCUUCCUGUUUGCCAUGACAAAGGUGAACUCUUUGACCGCUCCCUUUUUCAAGCCUACGUGCGGGCCAACCAAAUCUUUGCUGACAAAGUUAUGGAGGCAGUCAAUUCAGAUGAUGACUGUGUGUGGGUUCAUGAUUAUCACCUUAUGCUUGUCCCAACCUUUUUAAGAAAGAAGCUGCACAGGAUCAAAGUUGGUUUCUUCCUCCACAGCCCAUUUCCCUCUUCUGAGAUAUAUAAAACACUGCCAGUGCGGGAUGAAAUCCUAAAGUCACUUCUUAAUGCUGAUCUUAUUGGCUUUCAAACAUUUGAUUAUGCCCGUCACUUCCUUUCAUGUUGCAGCAGGCUGUUAGGCCUUAAUUAUGAGUCAAAACGUGGUCACAUUGGUAUAGAGUACUUCGGUCGAACAGUGAACCUCAAGAUUCUCGCUGCAGGUGUACAUGUUGGCCGGCUUGAGUCUAUGUUGAAGUUGCCUGUUACAAUUAGCAAGGUUCAAGAAAUCGAGAAUAGAUAUAGGGGAAAGUUGGUAAUCUUAGGUGUAGAUGACAUGGAUAUCUUUAAAGGUAUCAGUCUUAAAUUGCUUGGCUUGGAGCUUCUUUUGGAGAGAACACCUAAGCUUAGGGGGAAGGUUGUCCUUGUACAGAUUGUUAAUCCUGCAAGAAGCAUUGGAAAAGAUGUUGAGGAAGCAAAAAAUGAAGCUGUAUCAGUAGCUCAAAGGAUAAAUGAUAAAUAUGGUUCUGCUAAUUACAAGCCUGUUGUCCUUAUUGACUAUUCAAUUCCUUUCUAUGAAAAGAUUGCAUUUUAUGCUGCAUCUGACUGUUGUAUUGUAAACGCUGUGAGGGAUGGCAUGAACUUAAUACCAUAUGAAUACACCGUCUGCAGGCAGGGAAAUGAGGAUAUCGAUAAGCUCAGAGGUUCUGAUAAGAGCUCACUUCAUACAAGCACACUGAUUGUUUCUGAAUUUGUGGGUUGCUCCCCGUCGCUUAGUGGAGCUUUCAGGGUAAAUCCUUGGAGCGUUGAAGAUGUGGCUGAUGCAUUGUAUAGUGCAACAGACCUGACACAAUUUGAGAAGAUUCAGCGCCAUGAGAAGCAUUAUCGCUAUGUUAAAUCUCAUGAUGUUACUUACUGGGCACGAAGCUUUGACCAGGAUCUGGAGAGAACGUGCAAAGAGCAAGAUAGCCGAAGGUGUUGGACCACUGGGUUUGGUUUGAAUUUUAGAGUUAUUGCUCUAUCACCUGGGUUCAGAAGACUGUCUCUAGAACACUUUGCUUCAUCUUAUAAGAAGGCUAACAGGAGAGUGAUAUUUCUGGACUACGAUGGGACUCUUGUGCCUCAGUCAUCGCUCAACAAAGCUCCAAGUGCAGAAGUCAUUUCAAUCCUUAACAGCUUGUGCAAUGAUACUAAGAACACUGUAUUUAUAGUUAGCGGAAGAGGAAGAAAUUCCCUUAGUGAGUGGUUUGAUUCAUGUGAGAACCUUGGUAUUGCUGCUGAACAUGGCUACUUCAUCAGAUGGAACAAAGCAGCUGAAUGGGAAACAAGUUCAUCAGGUCAGUGUUCUGAAUGGAAGCUGAUCGCGGAUCCUGUCAUGCAUGUAUACACAGAAACAACUGAUGGGUCCUCCAUAGAAUGUAAGGAGAGUGCUCUAGUGUGGCAUUAUCAGAACACAGAUCAUGAUUUCGGCUCCUGCCAGGCAAAGGAGCUAGUGAGCCAUCUGGAGCGAGUCCUAGCAAAUGAACCUGUUGUCGUGAAGCGUGGUCAUCAGAUUGUAGAAGUUAAACCUCAGGGAGUCAGCAAGGGCAUUGCUGUGGACAAGAUCAUUCGGACACUGGUAAGCAAAGGGGAAGUGGCAGAUCUUUUGAUGUGCAUCGGUAACGACCGAUCAGAUGAGGACAUGUUUGAGAGCAUCAAUAAAGCAACCUCCCUUGCUGAGCUUCCUGCCAUUCCGGAGGUCUUCGCCUGCUCCGUUGGUCCGAAGGCCAGCAAAGCUAACUACUACGUCGACGGUUGCAGUGAAGUGAUCAGAUUACUGAAGGGUGUAAUAGAUGUUUCAUCCCAAAAGGAUACCACCAGCCAUAGCCAUGUGAACUCAAACGAUAUACUUGAGGUUGUCAGCUGAUCCAUAAGCAAAUCAUCUCAAAAUACUUGGAGCAAACAGCAAAGCAUGUCCAGUCUGCCAUUCUCAAAUCUCCAAUGCCUGCAAGCUACCCACAGUUAGAAAACAGAUCACGUGGAGUUUGAAAUCAGCCAACAUGAAGCAUUGGCAUUGAUUAUGCAAAGACAACAGGGAUCACAAAUCGCAACUUACUCCAAAUAGCAUUGCUAUUGAUGAUGCGAAGACAACAGCAGCCACAAACUGCAAGUUUCCUUAUCUGCAGGCAAGGCUUCUAGCGGGGUGAUGUCUGCAACUGAAGUCAGGCCUGACGCCGAAAGGAGGCUCCUGUACAGCAAUCACAAACCGCAAGUCCCUGAUGUGUGCAGCGGGGAUGAAAGUCUUCUGGGCCUGUACAGCUCUGUUGCGGGGUGUUUGGUUCCUUUUGCUUAUUUUUAGCACGUGUCACAUCGAAUGUUUAGAUACUAAUUAGGAGUAUUAAACGUAGACUAUUUACAAAAUCCAUUACAUAAGUGGAGGUUAAAUGGCGAGAC
Setaria italica (foxtail millet) is the source of this 3330-nucleotide messenger RNA. RefSeq names its product probable alpha,alpha-trehalose-phosphate synthase [UDP-forming] 9. Gene Ontology annotation, biological process: trehalose biosynthetic process. The record is from RefSeq and is a predicted model, not a curated record. Lineage: Eukaryota; Viridiplantae; Streptophyta; Magnoliopsida; Poales; Poaceae. Gene Ontology annotation, cellular component: cytosol. The transcript has 4 exons. Gene Ontology annotation, molecular function: catalytic activity. Bases 209 to 2803 code for a protein of 864 amino acids.